CUAACCUUCUCUCUGAAAAGCACCAGACCAGAGACUAAACUGCAAGCUACAGAAUGAGAAAUUGAAGAAGAGGAAAGCCACUAAACUGUGCAAUAGAAAAUAGUGGCUGGCCUGAAAUAACACUAAGAACCAACGUAGCUGGGAAACACAAAAGCUGAAUACAGCAGAAGACAUCUGACAAGAAGAAAUAAUUCAGUUGUGAAUAAAAAAAAAAACUACAGCAAGAGACAGCACUCACAGCAGCUGAGCUGGAAUAAAAAAGAUUGAAAAAAUCUCAGGAUAUGAAUGAUGUAAAGCAAAGUCCAACACAUCUACAGCAAGUUGAAGACAAAUCUAUUUUGUUAUAAAGAGAGUAAGUGGCUGUGUCACUGACCCCAGAGAAAGGACAUCUAUUUCUGACAAAAAAGAUCACAGUGACCGCAUGCCAGCAAAGCAAUUUUCAUUGACAUUUGCUGCUCAGAUAUCAAUCCAAGCUUUGCUAAUUGUGCUACAAAGAGCAAGUUUAUUUACCUACAGACCAAGAGAAAGACCAUGUUCUGCAUCAUACUCAUGCUCCACUUACUAGUUUCCUUGUCUUCUGGAGAACUUAAGGAACAGGAUGCACUAUGUGGGCCCGGUGAUGCAUGCUAUACCGUAUUCCACAGUCGUCAUACUUUCUUGGACUCUUGGAGAGCAUGCCGUGACAGAGGUGGCAACCUUGCCACUAUCAAAAAUUCCCAGGAAGCUGCACUGGUUGAGCAACUUCUUACCUCCUCUGUGAGUUCACGUAGUGAUGGGUUUACAAACAAACAAAGGUUUUGGAUUGGUCUACAACGACAACCUAGGCAAUGUGCACCACAGAAACCUCUGCGUGGCUUCACUUGGACAACUGGUGACCAGGAUACAGCAUUCACUAACUGGGCCCACCAAGCUAUUUCUGUAGGAUCACCUAGCUCUUGCUCAGCAGCACGAUGUGUGGCUAUAGGUCUUGGCAACGAGAAACCAGAGGAUGAUUUUAAAUGGUUGGAAGGAUCUUGCACAUUGAAUGUUGAAGGUUUUGUGUGCAAAUACCGCUAUCAAGGGAUGUGUCCUGCACUGGCAGAGAGAGUUGUUAGUUAUUCUGCACCGUUUGGUUACGAGGGUACCUGGCUUGAUCAACUCCCUUUUGGCACAGUGGCAAUGGUAUCAUGUGAGGGACAACCACAGGAUAUGUCAGUGCUCUGUAUGCUAAAGGAAGAUGGUACUGUGGGCUGGAACAUGGAUGAGCCAUUAUGUCAGCGUCAUUUUUCCAGGCAGUGCCAAGGAUGCCAGCAGCUGUGUGAAGGAGGUGUUUGUUCUUGCCAUGAGGGAUAUUUACUCCAGCCUGAUGGACGUUCAUGUGAGCCGGUAGAUGAUAUGAGCUAUGAAGAUCAUACAUCAGAACAAGGAUGCCCAUGUCAGUAUCAAUGUGUUAGCCACAGUGGGAUGGGCAAGGGAUACCAGUGCAUAUGCCCAAAUGGAUAUCAGUUAGCUAAUGAUGGACAUAACUGUGACGAUAUUGAUGAAUGUGAAGAAGAGUAUGACCGUUGUGAUCAUGCUUGUCAAAAUACACCUGGCUCUUAUGUCUGCUCCUGCGACCUUGGCUUUGCUCUCUCAGAAGAUGAACCCGGGCAUUGUGUGGAUGUUGAUGAGUGUCGCAUUGCCCAUGUAUGCCAGCAGAUGUGUGUUAACUAUGAUGGAGGGUUCGAAUGUUUCUGUAGUGAAGGUUAUGAAUUGGAUAGUGAUCGUGUAAACUGCAAACUAACUAGUUAUAAUCCUAAUCUACCUAUGACAACUUCAGAAGAAGAAGGGGAGGAUGAAUCCUAUCCGGAUGAAGAUGACAGUAGAUUUGUGGAUAGCAUUCAGACGGAAUGGGAGCAGGCAGGUGCAACUUAUGGAGGGAGACGGGGAACAUGGGAAUCCACUGACAUUGUUAAGGCUGAAGAUAGAACCAUUGUAGGGGAUAAUAUAGACAAAGUCAAAACCACAUCGUCUGUUGAAGAAAUUUGGUUGAAUAGGGAAGAAUACAUUGAUGCAGACCCAACUAUGCAUGAGCAGGAUAGCACUACUAAUUCCUUAGUGGACUUGGAGACAGAAGGAUAUCACUUACCUUCCACCACUACCCAGCCAGUCCAAAAAACAUCAUUGGUAAUUAGGCAAGAAAAAGAAACAACCAAUUUCCAAACAACAUCCUCUAGACUUUAUUUAACAUCUUCCACCAUGGCAGCCAGUUUAUCAUCAGAAUCAAAUCCAAUAACACAAAAUGAAGCUUUUGUCACAUUGUUAGAGUCUAAAAUAACCACUGAUACAUCUUCAACAGCGGAACCUGGCACCACCAAAGCUUCAUGGGAUAUUAUUAAGGAAUCCACAGUGGCCGUAAAGGAAAACAUAGUUAAUCCGACCACAGAGGUGCUGGAAGUAGAAGAUGCUUUAUCCACACUUUCAUCAGAAAGUCCUUUGCAUAAGUACUCUGGGACAAUAUCCCCUAUUAAAACUUCUGCUUCACCUCUCCCACAAGAAUCCAGAAUUAAAAGGGAUAAUCGAUGGCUUAUAGUUGCCUUGCUGGUACCCUUGUGUGUCUUUCUAGUCAUUAUGUUAGCAAUGGGUAUUGUGUACUGUACCCGAUGUGGAGGUGAAACUAAACCUCGCAGUGUUACUGACUGUUAUCAUUGGGUUACUGGGGGAGGGCCAGAGAAAGGCCUUCCCUGAACAGUGAUAGAAACACCUUCCAGCUGGGUAUAUGUUUUAAUGAUUCGUAGGUGCAAGGAUUCUAGAAUUGUGAACUUGUACAACUGGUGUUCUUGUUGUGUGGGGCUUUAUACUGGUUAGAAUGUUCUAUGUCUAUGAUUAAGUUCAGGGCAUUGGUGCAAUUGAGGUCACACUGUGCCUAGAUCCUAUAAUUUUGUAAAUAAUUUUCAAAUGAAACCUAGGGGAUUAUUCACUAACCAUCAAACUGUAGUGAAUUGAAAACUGAAUUGCACAAUUUGGGCUGAGUUGUAAAAAUUCCCAAUCUGGCCAUAGUCACAAAUUGAUUAUUUUAACCAGAAAUGAAUGUGCAAUUCAGAUGUAAAUUAUUUACAAUUCACUGAUUAGUAAAUACACCCUCUGGUUUUCUCAGCCUGUUCCAUUUCACUUGUCUUCCAAUCUUUUUUUUUUUGGCAGUAUUCUACAUCUUGCUCUGUACUUCUGUACUUUCAAGUUUUUAAAUUUUUGCCUUCUACUGUGAAUAUUCAACCACUCUCUGUAUGUAUGUCUAUCUGACUUUUUUUGGUUACUUAUGUUUAUGAGCUAGUAUUUCCUCGGAUGUAGGUUGAGCACUAUAUUAAAUGUUGUUUACAAAACAUCCAGCGGUCGAAGGUUAACCAUUAUUAGCUGAUCUCUGCCUAAUGCAGAUGUCUCUGUCCAUCCACUUCCUAUGCCCUUCGCACCAAUGAAAUGCAAUACUUAACCCGGUUCCUCUCAUGCAGUGCUAUUUGACAUUUUAACCUACUCACUGCCAGAGACAGCUGGAAAGGUACAAGCAUGCAUUGGAGGGCAAUGCAGAUUGCUGAAGCUCUAAACUGAGAGCAAAUAAGUUAAAGUCUUUGAAUAAUAGACCAACCAAUUAGCCCUUCUAGUCUGCUGCUGUGAAUCACAAUGCUUAACUUUUUAGUUUGUUUUUAAUUAUAUGUUAUGUACAUCUCAAGAAUUCCCCGAUUUGCUUCAUUGUAAGUUGCCUGCUCCUUUCAGCUGACCAGGCUAAGCAGGGAUUGGACAACAUGGCUUUAGUCAGAAAUCAGAGAAUUCUGGGAAGAUGUAUUUAACACAUAGGACCACUAGGCUACCCUGACAUGCCACAGCUGACACUACACCUCUGUGUAGAUUGGGUUUGUACAGUUACAGGCUGGUUGCAGUUACAGGCUGUUUGUAGAAUGACAAGAGGUUGAGAAUUACUAACUAAGUCUUUUAUUUUUACUAGCAUGAUUUAAUAACCUGACAUAAAAUAAUGAUGCUACGUACUGUGUAGAGUAACCUAAACCACCUUAAUCGUAUGAAUCACUUUCAAAAGAUCUGUCAGAAAUGUCACUUCUUUAAGCUGACUCUGUUCUUUAUGUUUGAUAAGAAAGUUAUGGAGGAUAAGAAAAUACAUCACUUCAUAAAUACUCCAAGCACCAUAACCACUACAGUCCGCUGUAUGAGUAGCCUGUCAUCCUUCCACAGUAAGUAGUCGAUCCAUUUAAGAAUGAAUUGACACCUAGCCUCAGGUGUGCAGUGAACCAUUUGCCACCUCCUCUGCUGCUAAAAGCUCUGCCACUGAGCUAAGUCUGGCAGUGCAAAGUCACAUCCAAUGGCUGAGAGUUCUCCGUCAAUGACAUGGACUUACACUGCAGGGCUUAGCUCAUAGAGGCUAAAGGUGGCUACUCGCAUGGGUUUCCUACUCCAGGGGAAGCAGCGAUGGCUGCCCAGUGAGAUCCAGGUAAGAUGUCAAACAUUCUUAAAUAGUAUGACCAUUUAUUGUUGGAUAGUUUCAGCUCUCUCCUGGCACCAUAACCAUUACAGCGGGCUUGGAGUGUUCCUUUAAAAAGGUUAUCAUCAUUAUAACUACAAUAUAAUGAAGCUGCAUGAAAAAGACUUUAGCAGCAUUAUAGUGUCAUUGUAAUGGUAGGCAUCAAUGCAAAUCUAGUACCCUGCUUACCUAAUGCUUUAAUAAUACAGUUUAUCCUGUAAUGUAGACUUAUCAGUAGUUAGUGUUACGGGGUUUGUUACAAGGCACCUGCUUUCAGAUAAUGUGGAAUGUAGCGUGUAUUACUGUCAGCUAGGUGUCACCCUCUAACCUAGGUCCCUUAACUAGUUACAAUGCCUCUUAACCCUAGCCUACCCCCUCACCUGCGCACCUUAGUUUUCUAAGCAUUGCCUUAACUAUGGUGUAAUGAUCCAUAAAGAAUUACUACGUCACUAUAAGGGAUAUUCUAUGGGAUGUUACCCAUAUUUUUUUUUUUAUAUAACUUUCCAUACAACACUGACUAACAGAAAAAAAGUGCUGCCAUUCUGACAUUAGUGGGGAGGUGCUGCCAGGGCACUGAGAUCAGAUGCUGUUGCAUAUAUUUGCAUUGACCUUUACUUUCAGCCCCAGAAUGGCACACAUUCUGCAAAAGGUGCUCAAGGAAUAAACAUUAUAGGGGCAAAUAGGGUUAUGUUGACACAUACAGUGAUGCAUCCUGGAAAAAAAACAUGCUAUUAAUAUAAAGGCUAUAUUACUAAAGUUCGAAUUCAAAGUUAAUUUAAAAUUUAAGAUCAAAUAGCAAAACUGGAAAAAAUAUCUCGAAUACAGCACUGCUUUCAAUUCAGCCACUAAACUUGAAAUUCACCUUGAAUUUUCACUUUAGUAAAUAACCCUGAUAUACAUGUCUUUUUGGACACAUAACAUACAUAACAUAACAUGUGCUGGUGGAGAGCACAGAAAUCUUAUGGUGCAUAAACUAAAUCACUAUAAUCAAGGAGUGAUCCAAAAGGAAUUACAUUUACUAGUUAUUUCCUUUAUACAGCACAUGAAUACUAUAUAUUUCAGGGCAGUAAUUUGUAUGAACUGCCUUGCAUGAAGAAUAGAGGUGUCCAGAACUAAUUUUCUCUGAAAAGAAGCCAUGCACCUAUAAUGUGAUGUUUAGAGCAAGUCGUUCAAUGACACAAAGCUUUAGAUGAGGCACAUCGUGGUGUUCUAAGGUAUAAAUGAAAGUGAUUGGUUAUGUUCAUUUCAGUUAAUGGAAUUUAAAUUGAUCUUGAAAUUCCUUUAUUCAACUUAAAGGGACACUAUAGUUUAAUGAAUCAGUUUUGCUGUAAAUAUCAUGCCCCUCCAGUCUCACUGCUCACUUCUCUAACAUUUAGAAGUUAAAUCACUUUUGUUUCUGUUUAUGCAGCUCUAUCCAUUCCUCCACUGGCUGUAUGAAAAACAUGAAAAUGUUAACUUUAUUUAGAAGUAUUUAACUCCGGCUCUGUAAAUUAAAAUUUAAUCCCACACAGGAGGCUCCUGUAGGGUUAGAAGGCUAUUAACAGAGCAGGAGAUAAGAAAAUGUAAAUUCAACAGACUGCUAUACAGGAAGUUUAAACAUUAGAUCUUGCUUUACAGGAAGUGUUUGGGGGAGGCUGUGCAAAUCACAUGCAGGUGUUACUAGGGUUGUAUAACAAUGUGAUUUACCUCUUAAAUGGCAGAGAAUUGAUCAAUGAUACUGCAGGGACAUGAUCUAUAUACCACAACUGAUUCAUUAAGCUAAAGUAGUUUUGCUUCUUAUAGUGUCUCUUUAAAGCAGAACAUCAGUAGUAUACACAUCACACAGUCAGGGUUAUUCAAUUAGAGUGAUAAUUCUCAAUAGUUUAAAAUUAAUUCAAAGUGAUUUUUAAAUUUAAGCCCUUAGUAGCUGAAGUGGAUGCAUAGGUCACUUGGUCAAUUUUACAAUUGGGCUAUUUUGUCUUUGUAUAUGUAUCAAUGUGUAUGUACUGUGCAGUGUAUUUCUGUUAUAUACAUGAAGGAACCAGUAUCUUAAAAUGUCUGUAUGUAUAUAUGUUUAAAGGCCAAAGGCCUGUAUUUGUGGGAGAAGUUUAGCGUUCCUAUAAAAACUCACACCCCCUACUUACCUUUGCCGUGCCGUCCAGUUUAUCCCAUCCACUUCACCCUUCUCCUUUAAACUCAUUCUACCUGGCGGGCCCUCUUUUAUUACUGGCCUAUCCUUACGUCGGUAUCGGCCCACCACUACCGACUUGUUCCAUUAAUAAUGUUAUUGCACAGCUUAUAUGUUACCGACCACAAAUAUAUAUACUUGUGGCUAGGGACAAAAUCCAUGAUAUCGGCAAAGUUGGUUGUGGUGUGUCAACACCGAUCUGCUGUUAGGCCUGUAAAUAAAGGGGUUUCACCUGGGUAGUGAUAUAAUAAAAAGGGAGUGGUGGGUGGGAUGAAAAACGAAUGGCAUCGGCCCAGGUGAGGGGUUGCCUGAGUUUAAAUUUGAUGGGUAUCCCCUCCCUCACAACUACAGGCCUUAUUAUAUAUAUAUAUAUAUAUAUGUAUAUAUUUUAUGUUUUUGCUAAAUGUAAAAAAAUAUUAGUAUUAUACACUGACUAGUGUCUGUUUGUUAUUGAAAUGUAUACAUGCACAGUAUAUAUUUAGAACAUAUGCAAAGCAGUGCACAUGCAUGUAAUAUGCAGGGCAGUGGGAGUAGCUGUGAAUUCCACGUAACACAUUGUGUAUAUCUGAUAUUCCUCACAGACCAGUUUAUAUGUCAGUGAUAUUUCAUUUUGGGUUGCUACAUAAAUCUGGGUCCUCAUUGGUUGGAAUUGGCCCAUCUGACCACCAUCCCCCAGGGAAUUCUCCACAAUAAAUGGUUUAUUUUCUUCCCCGUGCAGAUUUGCAUGACACAAAGAAGAGACUAAUAAACAUGUUUGGCAAACUUUAUUUUAGUUCAAGUUAUAUAACAAUUGAAGAAUGAGUCACUGAGCUAAUUUUGUAAUUGUUAAUGCUGUUGCCAAUCCAAUGGAAUGCUCAUAUGUUAAGCCUCUUUUAUAAUAAUGUUAAAAGCUAUGGGUAUGUGCAUUUUCCACUCAGGGCUAUACUGUCCACAUCAGUAUUUAAUGUAGAACACUUUGUGUGAGCAAUAUGUGUACAAUGCUGCACAUUAUUUCAAGGAAAUCACAUUACAUGGGGAACAUGUGCUUUAAUGAAGAGAAGACUGGGUUAUAAACAGAGCAAUCUUAUAUGUGGUGUAGAGAUAUUUUAUGUUAUGGUUAUGUCAAUGGAACACUCAAAGAUGCAUAACCGCUACAUGUUGAUGUAGUGGUUAUGGUGCCAGGAGUGCCCUGGUUGUAUCCCACGGUUAUAAGACAAACUAUUUUAGAACAGUUUGGCAACUUACCCAAGUCCCAGGGGAAGCCACACAUUAUCCGGGCACCUCCUGUGGGAGAAACCGAAUGAUUUUAUACAGCUAAGCACAGCCAAUCCAGAACCACAGUCUUUGGCUAUCAGUGCCAAGCUGACAUUCUCAGUCAAUGAGCAUGGUCCUCCAUGACCCUGCUUACCUAUGUAGAGUUAAUCUUAUUAUCAUAAAGAAGGAGGCCAAAUGCAGGGCAAAUGGCAACGGGCACUUGGUAAGUUUUCAAACCAUUCUAAAAUAAUCUGACUAUAUACUGUGGGAUAUCCCUAGGGUACUCCUGUAACCAUAACAACUACAGCAGACUGUUGUGGUUAUGGUGCUUGGAGCUUUUCUAUAAGCCUUCUACAAAGAGGCAAGUUACACAAAAAGUGGUUUACUGUACACACCCUCUGAAUUAUACACAAUAUAGGGGAGUGUUAGGCAAAAUUAUACCUAUUUACAUAACAGAGAGAACAACUAAAAAUCCGCAGCACUUAAUGCAGAGGUAUACCCUACAGACGAGUGUUAUACCAAGAGCAAUGUAAUAUACAGAUUGUAACUCAAUAUUCAGCAGUGAGCUCAUUUAUACACAGGAUUGUUAUACACAGAGAAGAGCAUAAUAGAAUGCAAGUGAAUGUAGAUCAGUGUAUAAUAGAAAGUGUGGUUCAAUACUCAGCAGCAAUUAUGUACAGUACAGGAGUGUUAUAUUAAACACAAAGCAGUAAGUCACUACCAGCAGGCCCCCUCAUCAAAUCUUGUUUCUGUAUGCCUGACUUGUCCUAUCUCAAUUACUAAUUAUUAUAAUUACCCACUGUAUACUAGUUCAGCAGAAUACUAUGCUUAAUAAUUAGAAAUAACAAGAGUGAAUUACAGAGAGCAGAGUUAAAUACAGAGCUCUGCAUACAAUUAUGCCCAGUUCACAGGAAUAAAAUACACAGAGCAAUACGUCAACUCCAUACAGAACUAGGAACCUCACAGAGCACAGUGAUGCUGAUACUGAACUGGGAUUUAUAUAUCCAAAGCAAUGUUACACGGUGCAGGACGUAAACAUAAAGCAGAACACAGCCCUCACCCUCAGCAGAUCAGGGAUUUCUAUUUAUUUAUACUGUAAAUGAUACAUUUGUAAUGUUUUCUUUCCACUUUGUGUUCAAUGGCUGAUAAAUAAAAUGAUUUUAAACGAACAAA
Molecule: messenger RNA, 9056 nt
Organism: Pelobates cultripes (western spadefoot toad)
Lineage: Eukaryota; Metazoa; Chordata; Amphibia; Anura; Pelobatidae
Source: the annotation of a GenBank genome assembly